CUCUUCGGUGAAUGGCUGGAGCUUGAAGCGGAGGUCCUCCAGGUGCUUGCCCACCUUGUGGUGCACCUCGUCCACCCAUGAAGGUCUCGCUCCUGCUGGCGCUCGUCUGCACGGCCGUCCUGGCGGCGGGAGCAAGGGCCGAGGCGCCCGCGGAGCCGGCGGCGCUGACCGCCACGGUGCGGGAGUACGUGCAGCAGGCCGCCGACGUGGCCAGGAGCGUCCUCGCCACCGUGCAGGAGUCGGAGGCGGCUCAGCAGGCCAGGAAAUGGCUGGCGGAUAACACGGCCCUGGCCAGGCAGCAGCUGGCCUGGCUGAAGGAGCGCCUGGCCGAGGUGUGGAAGCGGACGCCGGCGGCGUAGCCCCGGGGCGGCCGGCGGAGCGGGGCCGCGGGGCCCCCGGAGCAAUAUCGUGGCAAUAAAGCGGAGCUGA
This is a messenger RNA of Rhea pennata, 429 nucleotides long. RefSeq names its product apolipoprotein C3 (gene APOC3). Gene Ontology annotation, biological process: lipid transport; lipoprotein metabolic process. The transcript is spliced from 4 exons. The record is from RefSeq and is a predicted model, not a curated record. The coding region runs from base 78 to 359 and encodes 93 amino acids. NCBI's taxonomy places the organism in Eukaryota, Metazoa, Chordata, Aves, Rheiformes, Rheidae. Gene Ontology annotation, molecular function: lipid binding. Gene Ontology annotation, cellular component: extracellular region.